ACUUUAGUUUAGUAUCGCGCCGGACGUUGGUCAAACUCUUUGUACUUGUGCGCUUAAUGAAUGUUACUCAAAUAUUAAUUUUUGUUACUAAUAAAAAUUAAAUAAUUAAUUAAUUAAUUAAUUUUACUGAGAAUUUCAAGCGGGUUGCUGGGAAAAAUUUGUGCUCCAAAAUAUUAAUUUUGAAAUUAUUUUUACGGUGAUAUUCACCUGCCUCUAAACAGGUUAAAUUCCAGGUAACAGGACAAGCGUCGCCAUGGGUUACGUCCGCUGUGCCGUGGAAAUUUUUUAGUGUUUACUGUUUUUUAUUUUUGGUUUGUUUGUGAUUUUUGGUGGGUGAGUUUUUAAGCGUCAAAGUUUACAGGAUUAUGCGGGGGAUGUUUGCAAUUAAGGGCUGCUCGUGAAUUUAUGGAGUAAUCCAAAGGACGCUGAAAUGACACACAGAAGUAAUGCCAACUUAACAAUAUGGACUGGCAUACUAUUGCUGCUAUCAGCAACAAAGUCCCAAUCCGAAACAACAGUGUCGAUAGCACCCGAAGGUACCCGAGCGACGACAACAAAGGAUUAUAAAUCAUCAUCACCAGGAAACAGCACAACAAUCUUACGUAAAACAUUAGCUGAUCAAGAAGUCGACGUGCUUGCGCAUUUGCCAGCCUUGAAAAAUGAUAGAGAACGUGAAACACCUUUCUAUUCCAAGCUCACUACCGAGCCCAGUGUCGAUCCACGUGACACACAACUCAGCCAAAGAAAACUCAACUAUAAGGAGAAGCAUUCAGCUCUAAUAAGCAACAACCAUGACACGAACAUUAGCAGUAAUAAAACGACAAAGUUGCUAAAAAUUGACCUGCUGAAGACUGAUAAAGCUAGUAGCUCCGAUAAUCAAUCAAAGAAGCACUUUUUUGAGCAGCUUAUUGCGCCCAAUGGCCACAAAAUCGUUGAGUUGAACGGCCACGAAUUGGCAGAGUUUAAUCUUGAAGGAAACGAGAGCGAGGAAGCCGAUUUUGAUGAGUCAGAAUCUAGAGAGGCAACCACACCUAAGAUCGGCGUGAUUUCGCUAGCCAAUGACACCCAAGUGAAUUUCAAGAGCCGCAAAAAAGAAAUCCACGAAGACGCGGUUUUGAUCAAGAGACACAAGUUGAUCAAAAAUCCGGUGGAGAAACUCAAGACUUUCGAUAAAUUCGACCAAAUUGAGGGUCUAAAUGCUUCUGCGGCGUUGGGGUCCAAUAUUGGCGAGCCAGAGCGAAUUCAAGAGCAGAAAUUGCCCUCAGAGUUAAUAGAACCGGAGAUUGGAGAUAACAAGACGGAAAAAGUUGAGAGUAACGGCAAGAGUGAACAUUUUGGAGAAAGUGAAGAUGAGGAAAGUGAAAAUGACAAUGAAGAAAGCUUGGAGAAGAGUGAGGACCUGGGUGAAGAAGAAAAAGACACAGAAGGCAAAGUGAACGGAAAUGGUGAUGGUUUGGAGAGAAUCGUUGAAGAAAAAGAACCGAGUAGCAACGAAAAAGACUUAACUCCAAAAGCCCGGACGAUUUCAUUCGGCGGUGGCAAUCGGUUCAGUAGUACAGAAGAGAAAGCUACUGGGUUUGCUAAAGAAAACGGUGAUGUCAAUUUAACAAAAGACUUUAAACCGUAUCCGUAUUUUAAGACACCUACUGUUGUGGUUAAUAUAAAUGCAAGUGAGAAUAUUGAUGUUAAUGUUAAUGCGAUUGAGAAAAAAAAAUCCGGUGUUUUUAACAAAGAAACCGACGAAAUUUACACCUACGAAAAUACGAUAAACAAAAGCAAAGAUGAGAAGAAUUAUUUGGUAACCGAGUCGUCGGUGGUUAUUGACAAUAGCAUUCAGACUAAGCCGGUUAAUUUAAAGCGGUCGAGUAAUGCCACUAAAUUAUUGACCGAUUCGUCAAUAUUGUCGCCGUCCUCCUCCUCUUUGUCGUCUGUUACGGUCAAAUCAAUUGCUGAACCAGUUAACAAUACGCAUGUUGAUGUUAGUGAUAAUGACAGUCUUAAUCUUAAUCUUAGCGAAAAUUUGAAGAUAAAAGACAAUGUUAAUGACAUUCCGCGUAAUCCUGAGGAAGUAGUAGAACGUAAAGGCACUGUUGAUCUGGCCAGUAACGGUCUUACUGGUGAGAACAUUGAAAAAAACUCAACGGACAGGGAAUUGGUGACGAGUGAAAGGCCAAUUAUUGAGGCAAACAUCAAUCAAAGCGGCGUUGAAACGCAAUUAACUGAUGAAAUUCCUCGGGUUAAUAUUACGGAAUUAAAUGAAACUGCGACGAUGAGUCCAACAACAACUUUGACAACUUUGACAACUUUAACAACAACAACUCCGAUAAUGACAUCUACAACAACAACAAGUUAUGAAAAACCCGUGGAAACAAUGAAUUUAAACUCAUCUUCCAUAAAGCCCCUGGGCGUUCAAUUAAUUUCAACUUCUCCGGCAGCGACGAGCUCUGACGUCGAUGAGGAGGAGGUAACAACUUCCGGCGUCACGGCAAAUAAAUUGGAAAUAACGAGUAGUCCUAUAACGGAGGAAACAACUUUAUCACCGGAGAAUAUGACAUCUCCUGAAAACUUUUCGAAGACACUGACGUUUAAUUCCACGGUUAGUUCUAUUGAUUUUCCAGAAAUUACAACCGCUGCAGUGGAAUACGAAUUUGUGGGGCUUAAUGAAUCUACUUCGGCGCCUUUUGAUACCACCAGUGGCAAUGCUGAUGGUGAUAGAAAUGUUUCGACAACUUUGGCCCCCAAAUUGUCCAGUGUCUCUUCCGAAAGCCCUGACGAGGAAAUUACGACCAUUGAAACUGUUACGGGAAAUGAAUUGCUGACGACUACAGAGACUAAUAAUAAUCUGACGGACACUACUGCUAGUUACAUAACUACUGCUAAAGAUGCUGAUGAAACAACGAUUAGUUCGGAGGUUGAAGCUACGACCGUUGAAGUUACGAAAGAAAUUAACGGCAAUGAAACUAAUGAUCUGUCGUCGACGGAAUCCAUACCAAUUUCUGAAGUAAUUAGCAGUAGUGGGGCUAGUAGUAGCAGUAUUGUCACGACGAAUUCAGUGGAAACGACAGCGGAUGAAUUGAACACUACGCCGUCGGUAACGCCGACGUUCAACCCAUUGAACGUGACAAGUUCAACGGAAUCAAAUAUUGAUGAGAUGACGAGCAAAAUAGAGAGUAGCACUGUUGCCACGAGUGUUGAAGAUGAUGUUACUGAAAGCACUGUCAGAGUUGUCACUGAGGAUGACGUUCAACGGUUCACUCCUGGGGAUGUCACGUUGCUUGUUAGGAUUGUUGUUGAGGGCACUUGGACUGAUAUUUGUCCACAUUUGUCUGCACUCAAACAGUCACUGGCUAAUUUGCUCGCCACGGGAAUGGAUAAAAAUGUGUCGGCAAAUCAAAUUAUUUUCCAAAAGAACCCCUGCGAUGAAGUCGUAGGGAAAAACAUGGGGAUGGAAUUGAUUUUGUCGACGAUUAUCCUGUACGUGAUUGAUGAGAACGGAAACUUUGAUGCGGCUAUGACGCAAAAUUUGCCGAAUUUGUACAACCAGGCGCCCUUCGAAUCACAUCUGACGAUUCGUAGUUUUCAAUUAGUGCAAGACGGAGAUUCUGGAAAUGCCAUUGCCGUAAUAGUGGUUUCCUGUGUGGCUUUUGUGUGCCUGGUUCUUUUAGCCAGCUUACUCUUUAUCAUGAGAAAACGUCAAACGAGAUUCAAUUACGGCGAAAGAUGUCGCCCGGUCUCUUUAGACGCUUACAGUUUGGACAGCGUUUCAGCUUAUAAUAGUAUCAGGCGCAAGGGAGCAAGAGCUUCUAAACGUAGUUAUGGAAACCCGACUUUUGAAGACUCUACGGUGAUUCCCUCACAUCCAUUAAAUUUUGCCGUACUCUCGGUAUUCUGUAAUGAACAAAAUGCAAUAUACGAGGAGUUCACAAGCAUACCGCAGGUUUCAGCACGUAUAGAUGAGUUACCACCCGGUGCGGAAGUUAAAAAUAGAUACGCAAAUGUAGUCCCUCUACCGGAGACACGUGUGUCACUCAUGAAGAGCAACAAUGAUCCUCUGAGUGAAUACAUAAAUGCGAGUUACGUCCGUGGUCCCAAAAACGCUACCAAGUACUACAUUGCGUGCCAGGCGCCGAUCGAGUCCACGGUCACUGAUUUUUGGCGAAUGAUUUGGGAGCAGCAGUCCAAGGUGAUAAUAAUGCUGACGGAUCUCAUCGAGAACGGGGUGGAAAAAUGUUCCGAGUAUAUUCCGCCCUCAGAAGUUACCGAUUGCCAUCGUCUUUACGGGGACUAUCAAGUGACGUUGAAAAAACGCGAGACCAAAGAGAAAUACGCUAUUUCCACGAUACACUUGAAGAAUUUGGAGAACAAUACUUAUCGGGAAGUAUUCCACAUUUGGUAUUUAUGGCCCGCGAAUGGCGUACAAACAGAUGCGGCUGGACUGAUAGCAAUUCUGCUAGAAGCACGGGCUUUGCAAAGAGGCGGUCCUGGACCUAUUGUUGUGCAUUGCAGUCCGGGAACCGGCAGAACUGGAACUCUCAUUGCUCUAGAUUUGGGUAUCAGGCAGUACGAAAUAACGAGAACUGUCGAUGUCCCCCGCGUUGUUUAUACAAUACGUCGGGAUCGAGCUGGCGCUGUGCAAACUAAAGAACAAUACGCUUUUAUUUACAAGGCAUUGAAUUUAUACGCCACAAAACUAGCAGGAGGAGGUUUAGAAUCAACUUGAUGACAACAGCAAUUUUAUUUUAUAAAAUAAACAUCGAAGAGUUUUAUUUUAUAAAAAAUAAUCUACCUGCGCCAAGAAACCACGAUCUAAGUCAAUAAGUUAUUAAUAAUCAAUCAAUUAUUAAAUAUAUAAAAGUGAUUAAUAUUGUUAUUAUUAAUUUAUUAAUAACAAUAAUUAAUAAAAAUCCAUUCUAUCGGUUAUAAACCAACACUAUUUAUAUGAUAAGGUACUCACAGGUAAUUACGUCUAAAUAAAAGAUAUUAUUAAUUAAAAGAAAACAAAUUAAUUCAACAAAA
Messenger RNA from Cotesia glomerata, 5016 nucleotides. RefSeq lists its product as uncharacterized. Gene Ontology annotation, molecular function: protein tyrosine phosphatase activity. Lineage: Eukaryota; Metazoa; Arthropoda; Insecta; Hymenoptera; Braconidae. The transcript has 9 exons. The record is from RefSeq and is a predicted model, not a curated record. Gene Ontology annotation, biological process: protein dephosphorylation. Bases 431 to 4720 code for a protein of 1429 amino acids.